GAUCCUCAUGCAUCAUGGCCACCACCACUGCUACCCUUCCACCGACGCUUGUGGCGCCGGACAAUUCCCAGGAACUGGCAUUCGAGCCUUUUGCUCUCCCGGCCACCAACCAGCGUGAGCUCGGCGCCCCGCACCCUCCUGGAACCGUAACGCCGCUCGCGCUCCGUCCUUCGGCGCCGACGACGCUCGACGAGGCUGUGGCGCACAUCCGCUCCCUCCAAACCAACAACACGCUCACCUCGCUGCUGGCGACGCACGGCGCGCUCCUGUUCCGCGGCCUGCCGAUCAAGAACGCGCACGACUUCUCCGCGUUCGCACACGCCUUUGGCUUCGCGCCGCACGAGAUUGUCGGCAUCGUCGUCGAGCGCGGCCUCCUCGCGCCCAACGUGGCGCCAGCCAACGAGAGCCCGCCCCAUGUCACAAUCUACAACCACAACGAAAGCCCGCAGGUGCCGCAUGCGCCCGGAUACAUCUUUUUUUACGGGCACCGCGCGCCUGCCGAGGGCGGCGAGACGCCCAUCUCCUCCAGCGCCGAGCUGUAUGUGCGUGCGCGCGCCGAGGUUCCGCAGCUCGUGGACGAUCUCGAGCGCCUGGGCGUCCUCUCGACGGUGCGGUACCGCCCCGAGGCACAGUACCAGGGCGGGAGCACGCUGCGCGAGGCAUUCGGCAAGGAGUGGGCCGACGGCGACAGCGACGAGGUCAAGCGCCAGAAGGUCGAAGACCAGAUCCGGCGCUACGGCCGCGACGGGCACACGACGUGGACGUGGGCCGAGGACGGCGGGCUUGAGGUUCGCCACGUGAUCCCCGUGCUGCGCCGGCAGGUCGGCACCAACCUCCCCGUCCUCUUUACGCAGCUCGCGAGCGUCUAUGUACGCACGCUGGCUGGUGAGGCCACCAGCCGCAUCACCACCGUCUCCUAUGGCGACGGCACACCCAUCCCCGCUGAGUACCUCGCCAAGCUAAAGGAGAUCACGGACGACAUCCGCGUCCUCCACCGCUGGCGGGAGGGCGAUGUGCUUGUCUACGACAAUGUGCUCGCGCAGCACGGGCGCGAGCCCUGGAAGGGCGAGCAGGCGGAUCGCGUCGUGCUCGCCAGUCUGUUCGAUGGCGCGAUUCCGGGCCCGUACGGCGACAAGCCUUGGGAGCAGUUAGUGGCGCUGCGCGAUUAGUUGUACAUGCGGAAUUUGUAGGGAGAGGGAACAGUUGUGUG
This is a messenger RNA of Cutaneotrichosporon oleaginosum, 1210 nucleotides long. RefSeq lists its product as uncharacterized. Lineage: Eukaryota; Fungi; Basidiomycota; Tremellomycetes; Trichosporonales; Trichosporonaceae. Gene Ontology annotation, molecular function: oxidoreductase activity. The record is from RefSeq and is a predicted model, not a curated record.